UCGACUAUGUGCUGCCGCCCAUCCUGCAGUGUCAGGCCGGGCACCUGGUCUGCAAUCAAUGCCGGCAGAAGCUGAGCCUCUGCCCCACUUGCCGGGGCUCUCUUACCCCAAGCAUCCGGAACCUGGCCAUGGAGAAGGUGGCCUCGGCCGUGCUCUUCCCCUGCAAGUAUGCCACAACAGGCUGCUCUCUGACACUCCAUCACACAGAAAAGCCAGAACACGAGGACAUCUGUGAGUAUCGUCCCUACUCCUGCCCAUGCCCUGGUGCCUCCUGUAAAUGGCAGGGAUCCUUGGAAGCCGUGAUGUCCCACCUCAUGCAUGCCCACAAAAGCAUUACCACCCUUCAGGGAGAAGACAUUGUUUUUCUUGCCACAGACAUUAACCUUCCAGGGGCAGUUGACUGGGUGAUGAUGCAGUCAUGCUUUGGUCACCACUUCAUGCUGGUGCUGGAGAAACAAGAGAAGUAUGAAGGUCACCAGCAAUUCUUUGCUAUCGUGCUGCUCAUUGGCACCCGUAAGCAAGCGGAGAACUUUGCCUACAGACUGGAGCUGAAUGGCAACCGCCGCCGGCUGACAUGGGAAGCAACGCCCCGCUCCAUCCACGACGGGGUGUCUGCAGCCAUUCUGAACAGUGACUGCCUAGUUUUUGAUACAGCUAUAGCACACCUUUUUGCUGACAAUGGGAACCUUGGCAUUAACGUGACUAUUUCUACAUGUUGUCCGUGAUGUGUUUG
This is a messenger RNA of Nestor notabilis (Kea), 733 nucleotides long. RefSeq names its product siah E3 ubiquitin protein ligase 2 (gene SIAH2). The record is from RefSeq and is a predicted model, not a curated record. Gene Ontology annotation, molecular function: ubiquitin protein ligase activity; zinc ion binding; ubiquitin conjugating enzyme binding. NCBI's taxonomy places the organism in Eukaryota, Metazoa, Chordata, Aves, Psittaciformes, Psittacidae. The annotation marks the transcript as partial. Gene Ontology annotation, cellular component: cytoplasm. Gene Ontology annotation, biological process: multicellular organism development; proteasome-mediated ubiquitin-dependent protein catabolic process. The transcript is spliced from 2 exons.